AUGGAGUCGCCUCCGACCACAUAUCUCAGGGACAAUACCGAUGGGAGCGUCAACAUCACAGGAAUCUACGGUGAACUCUGGGACGCUUUAAAAGAGAUACUCAGCUUCACCGCCCGGUGCGAGCGGUCUCCCGACGGGACGUGGGGCACCUUCCGCGACGGCGCUUGGACAGGGAUGCUCGGGCAGCUGCUCAAGGGAGAGGGCGACGUGGCCUUGGCGCCCUUGGACAGGACGUAUCCGAGGUCGCAGGUCGUCUCCUUUGUGUUUGACCUCUCGAGAGAAUGGUAUGUCCUUGUCAUCCGCCGACCUGUGGGAUCGAGUAGCAUGUGGGACAACUACCUCAGGGAAUUCACGCCCUCGGCAUGGGCAGCGGUGGGCGGAUUCCUGCUCGUGACGUCACUCUGUCUGGUGGGCGUGACGAGAUUCUCUCCGGAAGAAACGCCCAUUUCAUUGAGCGACGCCGCCUUGGUUGUGCUUGCGUCGGUUUGCUAUACUGGAACUAGCUUCGCCUUCUUCAGCAAAUCCAACAGAAUCCUGAUCCUCACCAUUUUCCUCACGAGUGUCCUGGUCUACAACUUCUACACGACUUUCCUCAUCUCGACUCUCACGGUGAACAAGCUCAUUUUGCCUUUCGAGAACCUGCAAGAGCUCUACGAGAGGAGAACUUACUCGUUUGGUUUUAGCGGCGGGGGAGCUCUUGACAACUUCUUUAAGCUAUCGCCUCAACCUCUUUACCGCUCCAUAUGGGACGAGCUGAUCCUCCCUCGCCCGGAGAACCUGAAGCCCUCUUGGCUAGGACUGCAGCAGGUAUUGGAGGAGCGCCACGCCUACCUGAUCAACGAACUCUUCUUCCGUAGCAAGUACUUUCACUGCGGGUUCGUCAUCUUGCCCGGCCAGUACUUCCGUGUUCCCAAGUCGUGGGCGAUGCGGAGGAACUCGCCACUCUUUCCUGUUCUCAAUUACCACCUUCAAGCCUUAGCGGAAUCCGGCGUCCUCGUUAAACUCCGCAGAAAAUGGCUCCCCGACCUGGACGACUGUAGGACGGCGGGCGCCCAAGUCUUGGGACUGGCCAGCGUCAUGGCACCAUUUCUACUUUUGGGGGUGACGAUGGUGCUUGCCAUUGUUAUCGUGCUUAUCGAGCGUCGUACUUACAAGCGACGCCUGAGGAGGUAAA
Molecule: messenger RNA, 1174 nt
Organism: Penaeus chinensis
Lineage: Eukaryota; Metazoa; Arthropoda; Malacostraca; Decapoda; Penaeidae
Product: glutamate receptor U1-like
Exons: 7
Coding region: 1-1173 (390 amino acids)
Cellular component (GO): membrane
Molecular function (GO): glutamate-gated receptor activity
Source: RefSeq, a predicted model, not a curated record